Molecule: messenger RNA, 531 nt
Organism: Strongylus vulgaris
Lineage: Eukaryota; Metazoa; Nematoda; Chromadorea; Rhabditida; Strongylidae
Source: the annotation of a GenBank genome assembly
CCUCCAAAACAAACGAUUAAAUUGACAACGGAAAAGAAAAAGGAGCUUGCUCAUGACAUAACAGAGUUCUUGGAAGCUUAUAAGGAACAGACUGAAAAACGAAGAAAGGAGCUGUCUGAAAAAAUAGAUGCAUACUAUCUGGAACUACGGGACGAUAUUCGUAGAGCCGCUGAAUUGAUUCUGUCCAAGGAUGUGCUCAAUAUGAACUUGUUUGAAUUCCUGCGCGCUACCACCGUUAAUGAAUCCACGGAAACCUCUGAAGAACUCUCUACAGCAAGUAAAAACCCUUCAUCAGAAAAGAUUGAUAUCACCUCCGAAGCUGUAGCUGCAUUUGAGAACCUUUCAAUUCCUGUUGAGACUAAACACAGGAAAAUUCUGGGUGCUGACAGACUCCGAAGGCAUUUCUCGGAGGAUGACAAUGCUAUCGUUUGCAUCUUGCAUAAAAAAGUAUAUUCAUACUACUUUGAUUAUGGUAAUAACUUCGCUUCACUCCCUUUUACUGUAAGAGUUCCGCCAAGUUGCGUGCCAUAA